CUGGUUAUGAGGGAUGUUACAAACUUACCAACGAGAAAUUUGCCAACAACAACAUUGCUGGAGGUGCUAAACUCCAGAAUCUGUACAUGACAUUUGGUAAGCCGAAACUCCCCAAAAAGUGCUCUGUGACUGACGGCAUAUUAAAAGGUGGAACAAACUGGGGUAACAUCGCAACAGAGGAAGAUCGAACCAUCACAGGUAAAUUGCAAGAAAUCAAAGUACAAUCGUACUUCCUCCACGCUAGUCCAGCAUACCUGACCGCGGACUAUGUCGGCGAUGGAAACUGGCAAAAUGGGACAUCUUAUAGCGAUUCUCAUGACGUCUAUACCACUGUAUGGCAUGAAAAUCAGUCCAAGACCAACUUCUAUAUCGUUAGGCAAAACACCAACACCAAGCUCGACGUUACCGAAUUCAAGUUGCGCGUCAACUCGACUGUGUUAGGACAGGGUGUCACGUUACCUUCCUCUGGGUCGCUGAUUUUAGAUGGAAGGGAAUCUAAGGUCAUCGUGACGGACUACAAGUUCGGAUCCUCUAACUUGAUCUUUUCAACUGCAGAGGUUCUGACGUGGGAGACAUUUGAUGGAGUCGAUUAUAUCUAUCUUUAUACAAACCCCUCAGCCAGCGUUGAAAUCUAUGUCGCAUCCAGCCGCAUCACUUCUAACAACUCUGUUCCGGCUGGAUUCAGUGUUAAUGCUACAAGCUCCUAUACUGUUGUCCGCGCGGCUGCGAACCGACCCAACAUCAUCUCAGCCAUACCUUUGGGCUCAGUGACACUCGUAAUUGCCGACAAGUCCGUAGCACUCCAAACCUGGGCCCCUCGCACCAGUAUCGCCAACAAUUUCGCUCGUUAUAACCCCGUUCCUGGUGUCCCAGGUGUAUGGGUCCUUGGACCUCUUCUAGUCCGCACUGCCAGCCUUAACAGGGGAACCCUUGCUUUGGAAGGUGACAUUGAUAAAGCCUCUUCUAUUGACAUUUGGGGCCCUUCGAGCAUCAGCAAAGUUACCUGGAAUGGAAAGAGCGUCAGGGUCUCGAAGAAUAAGCAACUGCAAUCACUCCAUGGAGACCUCUCGAUGGAUGUCAACAAUGUGAAUGUCCCUAAACUGUCUGAUCUUACAUGGAAGUGCCAAGACAAUACGCCGGAGGCCAACCCCGAGUAUGAUGAUUCAGCUUGGGUGGUUGCAAAUAAAACGAGCACUGCUCGACCAUAUCAGCCAUUACAAGGAAAAUAUGUCCUCUACGGUGAAGAGGCAGCUCGAUUGGAUGGUCAGGUGUUGAUGUCCAGGAAGCUAAUUUCACGUUCGCGGCUAUCGUUACCGUCUAUCAUGAUUCUACUGGCAAGUCCUCUGAGUCCCAUCUCGAGCCAAUCUAAUGAAUUGCAUCAGGCCUGUCUUCCGACUAUAACGUCAACGACGAAUUCAAGGUACGAUGUUUCUAGACUUCUCCGUGAUGGCUUAUCUUACACCUAUCAGAAACCCCGUGGUAUUCGAGGGUACAAACUCCUCUCCGAUAACGGGAAUGAUUUCACUAAAUGGACCGUCGCCGGAAAUUACGGUCGCGAAAAUCCCCCAGAUACGGUUCGCGGUCACCUCAACGAGGGAGGCUGGUAUUACGAACGUGUUGGAGCACAUCUUCCCGGAUACGAUGAUUCAUCGUGGAAGAAGUGCUCUCCAUAUCAAGGUCGCAACUCCACUGGUAUCACAGCAUAUAGGACAACCUUCAACCUCAACAUCCCUGACAAUGCUGAUGUUCCACUUGCAUUCGAGUUUGAGCUCGACGAAAGCCAGCAAUACCGCUCAGUGAUUUGGGUUAAUGGCUGGCAGUAUGGAAGCGAAUUAAACGUGAGAAAUGUAGUCUCUAUCGCUCAUUUAAAUACCAUUCCUUUACCUUGUGAUCACUCUCCUGGUGGUGCUUCACAGAAUGAUAUCAUGCUGGGUCAACGUGGAAAGAAAUAA
This is a messenger RNA of Acaulospora colombiana, 1952 nucleotides long. The record is from the annotation of a GenBank genome assembly. Lineage: Eukaryota; Fungi; Glomeromycota; Glomeromycetes; Diversisporales; Acaulosporaceae.